Messenger RNA from Siniperca chuatsi (mandarin fish), 3174 nucleotides. It is a transcript of the gene rtn1a, whose product is annotated as reticulon 1a. The transcript is spliced from 9 exons. Gene Ontology annotation, cellular component: neuron projection; postsynaptic density. Gene Ontology annotation, biological process: endoplasmic reticulum tubular network formation; neuron differentiation; brain development. Lineage: Eukaryota; Metazoa; Chordata; Actinopteri; Centrarchiformes; Sinipercidae. Bases 155 to 2356 code for a protein of 733 amino acids. The record is from RefSeq and is a predicted model, not a curated record.
CAGGAGCUGCGUUGUUGUGUGUUUGUCUCCGUCACCCAUUCUAGCGCAAAGGGCUGCCACUGCUCAGUUACAGUACAGCCCCGAUAUACUGUAGAGAGGAGGAAGAGGAAGCCUAUUAGCUAGUAUACCUUCUGUCCGAUAACAGCAAAAAAGCAUGUCUGCUCAGCCCGGUGAGGAGCUAGGCUCGGAAGGGAGGUGGUUUGGGGAUGACUAUGAGAGGAACGGCCUGUUUGAUAACACACCGACCCGGUUCGACGAGCUACGUGAAGAAUUUAAGCCGAGAGGCAACGAGGUGGCGGGCGACCUGGAUCAACAAUUUCAUCCUUUCCAGGACGAGGGGAAAAGGCCUCCCGUUGCUAUGGAAACUGCAUCUACAGAUGAUCCCAUGUCUGGCCUGUUUAGGAAGCCUAUGAAUGACGAUGGGGAUGUGUACACUUCCCUGUUGUCAAAUCAGAGCUUCACAUCGGGUCGAGAAGCCUCCUACCUGUCGGAUGACCUAAAACCCUCCAAGUCCUCCUCCGGCUCCUCUGCCCUGGAUCACUUCUCCAGCGACACCUAUAGCUUCAGCUCCAACACCAAGAUGACUUCCGACCUGGCUGACGACAUGCCAAAAUCUCUGUUUGGCUCAGAUAAAACAGAAUCCUACAACUACAUGGACAUCAGCCACGGGGAUGAGCGCCAUGACCAGCACCAGGGGGCUCUGCACAGCCUGGUGGACACAGGCUCAACUGGUUGUGACUCAUUGGGCAGCUACAUAGAUAAAAACCCUGGAAGAGAUGAGUAUGAUGAGGAGGAAGAGGAAAACCUAGGUCCAGCACUGGGCUCCCACUCUUUCCCCUACGUGGAGGAGCCAUCUGAUGAAGAGCUGUCAGACUACCGCUCCUACCGAAACCUGGGUGGCACCCCGCAGACGGCCAGCCCAGUGAAGAUCACCUUGACCGAGUCCCAGCCUCCAACUGCCAAGACUGAGUUGCAGCAACAACCCCCUCCAGUCAGUGUGUCUGAGCGUGAAAACGUCCUCAGUGUGGGCUUACAGGGGGUUCCCACUGUGACGCUAUCAGAGCCAGAGGACGACAGCCCAGCUUCCACUCCCAAUGCUUCACCAACACAAAAAGAAUUCCCUUCUCAUGAUGUGUUCAAGGCUGACACAGUGAAGCCUGCAGCUUCCAAAAGCAUUCCAAGCACAAAGGCCGGCAGCAGGGAGCAUGAUGGCAGCAGCGCAGAGUCUGGAGACUCAGAGAUUGAGCUGGUGUCUGAAGAGCCUCCAAAGGCCAGUAGCAACCCAUUUGCCCAGCCGCCUAAAAGCAAGGGCACUUUCAGCCAGCCUAACAACCCCUUUGACAAUCCCCCAGUCGCCAAGGGAGGUUUCGGCCUGUCUGGCAACCACGCUCCACCCACAGCCUACAGCAUUCUGAGGGAGGAGAGAGAGGCAGAGCUUGACAGUGAUCUCUUCAUUGAGUCUGCGUCUGAAGAGAGCCCAAAGAGAGAGCAGGGCUUCAGUGGCCCCAAACAGGAAGUCAGCCCUCCCUCUCCCCUGGUUCCCAGUGCCGUCCCUCCCCGCAGUACGGCUGAGGCGGUGCCAGCCGAGCCCCUGAUCACAGAAAAGGCCAAGACCCCAGUGAAAACAGAGGAGGAUUGCCCGAGCAAGCCCAAGCCCCCCACUGCUGCCGUGCCCCCAGAGGUGCGAUUGGAGAGACCCCACCAGGAUGACAUGCACACCAAUGAGGGCAAAGGAGACCUAGGAAAACCCGCUGCCUCAACCUUCCUGGUGGGCUUUAAUAAACAAAAAGCAAUUGACCUGCUCUACUGGAGGAAUGUGAAGCAGUCGGGGGCCGUGUUCAGCAGCGUGCUUCUGCUCCUCUUCUCCCUGACCCAGUUCAGUGUGGUCAGCGUCGGAGCCUACUUAGCCCUGGCAGCCCUCUCUGCCACCAUCAGCUUCAGGAUCUACAAGUCUGUGCUGCAGGCUGUGCAGAAGACCGACGAGGGACAUCCUUUCAAAGCCUACCUGGAGAUUGAAAUCGCUCUAUCCCAAGACCAGAUUAGUAAAUAUGCCGACAAAAUCCUGCUGUACACCAACACCUGUAUGAAGGAGCUCCGCAGGCUCUUCCUCGUACAAGAUCUGAUCGACUCUUUGAAGUUUGCUGUUUUGAUGUGGCUGCUGACCUAUGUGGGUGCUCUGUUCAACGGCCUGACACUGCUCAUUCUAGCUGUGGUCUCCAUGUUCACCAUGCCUGUGGUCUAUGAGAAACAUCAGGCACAGAUUGAUCAAUAUGUGGGACUAAUACGGACCCAGGUCAACUCUGUGGUGGGGAAGAUCCAAGCGAAGAUCCCCGGGGCCAAGAGGAAGGAGGAGUAGACCUGUCUGUCUCAUUGUGAAGCUGACAGUCCGGUCCAGCUCAGAGUCAGGCAGCUCGCUCACUGUUGAAGAGCCUGGUCAUCAUCUGUGGGGCGUAGUGCUUUGUCAUCUUGGUGUUCUCUAAAAGCAUCCACUGGAGAAGCCUUCACCCUGUCUAUAGCAGUCUAAACACUAACACACACACACCGUCACACGUACAUAAUCCUGUUUCUAGGUAGACAAGUACACAACUCGAAAACAAAAAAGGAAACUGACUUUUUUUGUGUUGCUUAUUAUAAAAGUGCAUGAAGUCGAGCCUUGGGUAAAUAAUAUUUGAUAUCUUUUGUGCAGUUUUUAAAUCAUGCUACAUUUUUGCUUUGCAGUGCUUACCACAAACUGUACGGUUUGGCACAAAAAAGCUGAAUGCCCACAGACGUGCUCUGCUGCCAAUGUUAAAUACUGCUUCAUGUUUCUGAGCUAGCAGACGGGGCUUCUCUCAGUCUAUGUCAAUAUAUAUAAAUAUCAAAAAUGAUUUCCUUUUGGUGUUUCCAAGCACAAAAUAAUUUAACAAUAUGCGUCUUAGAUGUGGUAAUUGUAGGGUUUUUGCUUUUGUAUAACCAUAAGGAACAACACACACGCUCAUGUUUUAGGUACUGUUGUACAACUACUAUGAAGACAAGGAGUAUCUGGUGAUAUUUAGCUUGUUUGAAUAACUGUCCAACUUUGUACUAUGUUCAACUAUACUCUGUAGUUCUUUAGAACCCUGGACUCUUUAACUAUUUGCACUUACACUAUGUAUUUAAUUACAAGAAUAAGAAAAAUAAAUGUACCUUGAUGUA